Molecule: messenger RNA, 1226 nt
Organism: Durio zibethinus
Lineage: Eukaryota; Viridiplantae; Streptophyta; Magnoliopsida; Malvales; Malvaceae
Source: RefSeq, a predicted model, not a curated record
CAACUGAGCCAAAUGUUUGGAUGCUAGCAAUUUACUUGAAAAUCUAAUAGAAAGGGAGGGAAUGAUGUUCUAUGUUCUUACUUUGAUAUUGUUUCAAUUUGUUGAAGCUAACUGAACUGCCAUGUUGUCCACAAUCAUAAAGUGCUGAAAGGUUCAUAAACAGCCGAACGAAAAGUCAAAUAUAAGAAAAUAUGCAGGUGAAGACCAUCCGGAUUCUGAACAAUGUAGUGUAGAUUAGCUUUUACUCCGAAUACAACCAUGAAACCAGUUAUUGACCUUGAAGUUGAGGCCUCAGAAAACGAGUCUGAUGUUAGCAGCCAAGUAGAUUCAAACUUGUCGAUCCAAGAAACACCUGCUGUUGCUCCAUCUAUUGGCAGCCAUGGUCACCGUGCGGAUUCAGAGCCAGUUUCACUUGGUUUAACUCUAUGCUUUAAUAUCGGUGAGUCAGGCACAAGUGAGAGUAGCAAUGACCCGAUAUUGCACACUACAGCGUCACCCAGCCCUCGAGUUUUUUCCUGCAACUACUGCAAGCGCAAGUUCUAUAGCUCGCAGGCACUUGGUGGCCACCAGAAUGCACAUAAAAGAGAAAGAACAUUGGCAAAACGGGCAAUGCGAAUGGGAAUAUCUCUGCCUCUGCAUGGAAAGACGUUCAGGUCUUUGGGGAUCAAAGCACACUGUUCAGUACACCAGAGCUUUGCACCAGAAGCAAGACCACCAGAUUCAAGAAUCAAUGCAAGAUUUGAACAUGGCUAUCUUGGUUGGCCAAUAUUCAUGGAAGGUGAUGAGGGAGAGCUGUUGUGGCCUGGUAGCUUCCGUCGGAUAGCUGAGGCAGGUAACACUGAUCAUCCAGGUUUUCUACUGCCUGGAAGUUCGAAUAUUAAUUUUGUGGAGAUUACUCAACCAGUGAACUUGGACUCUUCAGCACCAGACCUCACUCUGAAACUUUGAGGCUUUGCCUUUUGAAAAACAUGUUUCUGUGCCAACAAUUGCGUGAUCUAUCUGUUGGUAGAGUAAUAGACUUUUAGUUUCACUAAUUAGAAUUUAAAUCCUGACUGGUUCAAAUAUAAAAAAAACAAGUUUAUGUACAGCGAGACGUGCACAAACUAUGCUUAGCCAGCUAGUUUUUAUUCCUCUUUUCUUUAUCAUUGUAUGCUUGCCAGUGUAUCAGAGCUUCUCGAGGAUUAUUUUGGAGCUCCUGUGCUUAUUGUCGUUUUCUGAAGUUUCUA